Molecule: messenger RNA, 7141 nt
Organism: Equus caballus (horse)
Lineage: Eukaryota; Metazoa; Chordata; Mammalia; Perissodactyla; Equidae
Gene: EMB
Product: embigin
Biological process (GO): dendrite self-avoidance; homophilic cell-cell adhesion; axon guidance
Cellular component (GO): plasma membrane; axon
Molecular function (GO): cell-cell adhesion mediator activity
Source: RefSeq, a predicted model, not a curated record
AAAAAUAUCUUUUAAUGUGUUAUGACAUCCUGGAGAAUCAUCAGAUCUUACUACUCUUUUACAUUUUAAUGUAGAUUUCUCCUCCCCUUUCCAAUAAAGCAAUGGCUUUCAGCUGUUUCAUUUUAUUUGGUGGGGAGCACUAGAAAUUCCAGCCUACAGCCUUGCUGGGCACGCAACAGCAAUAUCUUAGCGCUGGAGUUGGAGGAAGGUCCACACGCUUGCGCCGUUUACACAGCAUCUGCUUUCAGUAGUCUUUGUUUCUUGAGCUCUAGGUGGCUCUUCAAAAACUGUUAGGCUAAGCAAACAAAAGGAAAAGAAAAACAGACAUACUGUGGGGCCUUGGGACUCUCUGAAACUUUCAUCUAGAGAGAACCGGUUAAGCCUUCAGAGACUGGAGGGGAGGGUGUGUGCGAUUGGUACGCAGAGCAAAGAAAGAUCAGCCCAGGACGCAGGGCCGCUGGAUAGCGCCUUCCACCAGCGCAAGGAAGUCUCCUUAACAAUCCAGGGAUGUACGGGGGGAGCAGAAAAGUGCUCUCCAUCCUCUCAUCUGUCCCAUCUAAGUAAAAGUGAACCCUGCUUCAGAUGAACUGCAAAGGAUAGUCUGCAGACUUAUCUUUAUCCUAUAGAUACACUGGGGAGUUUCAACCUCUCCCCCAGGUGAUGGGCUAGACAUCACCUGCCCAGCGUCUUCAGCCAGCUCCCUCCCACACCCGCCAGGGCCUAAAGGACGGAGGCGGGAGAGGAUGCGGCCCCAAGGGAGCCACCGCACAUCCGGGCUUGCCUGGAGCCGCCAGCGCGCUGCAUAAUUGAUGGGGCGCCGGGCGCAGUUCUGGGUCAGCCUCGGGCGCGCCGAGAGCGACUCCUGGGAGGAGGGCAGGGCGGCCGGGCCCCUCCCACUCGCCUUUUCUCGCGUGUCCUGCCCCCGGCACCGGCACUGGGCUCUGGUCCCUGGCGAGUGUGCGCAGGGACAGGGGCACCGACGGCCGUACGCGGAGAGAGCAGCCUCGGCGAGGACCUCGGCGGCCCGCCGGCCAUGCGCGCCCUUCCCGGCCCGGGGGGGCCCCGGGCGCCGGCCCCCCUGCUGCUGCUCCUCUUGUGCCUCCUGGCCGCGGCGCGCCCGAGCUGGGCGGACGGCCAUCCCUCAGCUUCACCUGUUACAAGUCUGCCUGUCCGAGAGGAAAUGAUGGCAAAAUAUUCUAACCUUCCUUUGGAGAGUCAUAACAUAUCACUAACUGAACAUUCUGAUGUGCCAGUGGAAAAAAAUAUCACUUUACAAAGACCUUCUAACGUAGAACUCAUAUGCCAAUUCACAACAUCUGGGGAUUUGAAUUUAGUAAAUGUCACUUGGAAAAAAGAUGAUGAGCUACUUGAGAGUAAUUAUAUGAUCAAUAUAACAGGAAGCAUCAUGUACACCCUAUACACGGUCACCAUCAUUAAUAGCAAACAGAUGGGAAGUUAUUCUUGUUUCUUUGAAGAGGAAAAGGAACAAAGGGGCACAUUUAAUUUCAAAGUCCCUGAACUUCAUGGAAAAAACAAACCAUUGAUCACUUAUGUGGGGGAUUCAACAGUCUUGAUAUGUAAAUGUCAAGAUUGUGCUCCUUUAAAUUGGACCUGGUACAGUAGUAAUGGGAGUGUACAGGUUCCUCUCGACGUUCAAAUGAAUGAUAAGUAUGUGAUCAAUGGAACAAAUGCUAAUGAAACAAGGCUCAAGAUAAUGCACAUUUCAGAGGAAGAUCAGGGCUCUUAUUGGUGCCACGCAGUGUUCCAGUUAGGCGAGAGCGAAGAACGCCUUCAACUUGUGGUUCUCAGUUAUCUGGUGCCCCUCAAACCAUUUCUUGGAAUAAUUGCUGAAGUGGUUCUUUUAGUGGCUAUUAUUCUGCUUUGUGAAAUGUACACCCAAAAGAAAAAGAAGCAGCCAGAUGAUGGGAAAGAAUUUAAACAAAUGGAACAGCUGAAAUCAGAUGAUAGCAAUGGUAUAGAAAAUAAUGCCACCAGGCACAGAAAAAAUGAAUCUGUGAGCCAGUGAAUGAGAAGCAUCAUGUCAAGACUCACGGGAAGAUACAGUUUGUAUUUCAGCUUUGUGUAUGCUUCCUGUUAAGAACAUCUGAGUUUUUAUUUUUAAAAGGAUGGAAAAUUUAUGCAACAUGCUCAGCAGUAGCUUUGUAAAUAAUCUAUGCUAUCAGAUCUAAAGAUAUAUUUUCAUUCUGUAAUUAUUUUACAUUAAAGCCAGAUAAAUUGUAUUAAAUGUAUUCUAUGAGCUGCAACCCAGGAUAAUUAAUUUCAUCCUGAUCCUGAAGGGACACAGAGCAGACACCAGCAAAACCAGUUACUAGUACAUAGAGCUAAUGUCUCUCAAGACCUGUUUAUAACCAAAGAUUCAUUAAAGAGAAAAACUUUGCCAUUUAUCUUGAAAGUUUUUUUUCCAGUCAUACUAUGUCUAGAAGUAUUUGUAAUAAUUUUCAUCCCUCUGUCAUAUUGAAAACUGUGUCCAUUAGGAAAUGAAUACUUUCUACCUUUGCUAAUGAAGCUCACUCUACAAUCUCCACAAGAAAAACGUACUUUUCCUCCAAAAAUAUUGGUUUAAGGUAAGGAAAUAAAACUUGCCCCAAAUCUCCAUCACCACAAAAGCAGAUUUCCCAAUCUUUAUUCUACUCAUCUCCACUGCUUUCCCACACCAGGCUAAAGUGAUUCUUAGUCUUUAUGCAGAGCAUUUUUUUUAAACCCAUGGCUUUGGGAUAUCUUAGGUCACACCUGGUGUUGGCGUUGUAGAGUGCAGACCCAUAUAGCUAUAAUAUAGCAUUGCUACAGGGAUGGUCCUGCGAGUCAUGGUUUCCUGGUAUCUGUGGCUUGAUAUCUGGUUUCCUGGUAUCCAGGGCUGGCCAAACAUCUAAAAUAUAUUAUUAGAGCUUCACAAUACUAGUUCCUUUGUCUGAAAUUCAGGACUAAAGUCCUUCUGCUAUGUUGUUGCAAAUGCCUUACACUUUUCUUCAAAAAUAGAAUAGUUUCUAUUGCAAAUAUAACUGAAAUAUUUUACGAAAUCACUGUAACCAAAUCACAUGGAAUCUGAAUAGACAUGCAAGGUUGUCAGUGGCUUUGAAUGGAAUGUUAAAAUCAUAGUGCAGGAUACUAGAUUGGGUUGAAGAUGAUGACAUGAAAUCUGCGGGGUGUCCUUGGUGCUGGAGGGUCCUGUGCCCCACCCCCCACAGUGCAGCAGGGUUCAGAACAAUCAGAAGCAAAGAGGGAAGAGUUUGGGAUGGGAGCAAGGAGCCCAGAAUUCUUGGUAACUAGGAGAUUACAGCUGGGAAAAGAAGAGUUCAAUGAUUUGGAAAAAAAAUAUAGAAAUUUACAUGAUAUACUGGCUGAGAAAAUUAUAAUAAAAUUCUGGUAGUAAUAAUUUUAUAUGGCAUCUUAACAAAUGUUAAAAAUAUUACUAGUAUGAAUAAUACACAUAAAGGAGUGACUUGGAAGCUGCUCAUUAUUUUGUUGCAACAGUAUUUUGUGUAAAGCAUGUUAACUAUAUGUACAAGUUUUGUUGAACUAGAAUACAUCCUUUAAGUAAUGGCAGAUAUUGUUUUAUUCUUGGUCUCAGAACCAUGAGCCAUGCAUUUGGUUUGUUUUAAUUCAUUAUUAAUUUGAUAAAAUUAUCUUGGGUGAUAUCUAUAUGAUGACAACAACCAAUCAGUUAACUUAAUUAAUCGAAACAGUUUGAAUUCAGUGAUAAAUUAGUCAGACCUUCCAUUUAACUAUAUCCAAUUCAAAACAGUACAUUUAUGACUGGGUUAUAUACAAAAUCAAUGACAAUUCGCAGCUCAUAUGCAGUGUGCCUCCUUCCCAUUUUGCCACCACUAAUUAGGCUAAAUUACUUUUUAAGCAAGAAAAAUUGCUGCCCCAAGGUAAAAUAAUCUGAAAUGUUUAUAUAGUAAAUCAAAUUUUUAAGUGGCAACAAUUGCUGUUUUUCUUAGCAAAGUCAAUUCAUUUCAGUAACUUGAAACAGAAAAAGUACUCGGAAAAUUAAAGUUGAAUUUUGCCUUUUCAGAGUCUCUCUCUCGAGUAUUUCCAAAAACUUUCUUCACCACUGUUACAUUAAAAAUGGCAUACUUCCCUUAGCGAACCUCGUGGAGAUGAUAAAUGGAUUAACUAAUAAUGACCAAUUGUAAAUUGACUGAAAAUACUAAGCAAGCAGAAAAGGUGAAGUAGGAAAACUACUCCACAUUUAUAUAUGACACCUUGAGAAAUUCUACUAAUCUUUCCAGCUAACAGGGUUUGCAGCAUAAUAAGUAGAUUUCAUGAUGUCUUAAAAUUCCCAGAUACCUUCCUAUUCAGUUUGUGCUCUAAUGUAAAUCUUCUCCCUUUGUAAUCUUUCUCUUUUUCCUCAGCAACUACUUACUCAGGCCAAAACCUAGAAAGUUGUGAUAUUUUCUUCCCCUCUAUCAACUAAUACUUAUUGUCAUGAAUCUCUGUUCCUCUGGUCUUCUUAAGAGUUCGUUAAUCCACCCUGUGCCUCCCCGACUCUACCCUCGCCAGCUGCAACAGCUAAGGUCUUGAUCUUCCUACCUCAGUCUCAUCUUCUGUUAAUCCUUAUGUUCUGCACUGCUGCCCGAGUUACCUUUCUGGAACACAGAUCUCAGUAUGUAAGUUAAUGUGGCAGCUUCCAUGCCAAAACUCUGCAGGCUCACCUUUGCCAUUUCUUAAUAUUGCAGUUUUCCAAAUUGCUCAUCUCUCUCCGAAGUCUUGACUUAGCCUUGACAUAUAAAGAUUCAUGCAGAAUGCUGUCUCCCGUGUUCCUCCCCAUGGACUAACUCAAAGUUUAGCUUUCAAGACUUUAAUCUGAAGUUACAUCUUGGCAGAUCCCUCACACCCAGUGGGCUCUGUACUGUCUUAUGUGCUCGAAUAACUCCACAUUUCUUUGUGUUUAAUACCCUGUAUUAUAAAUAUGCAUUUAUUUGUCUCCUUCCUGGAUACAGCUUUUUAUUUCUGUGUCCUGUACCUACCACAGAGGGGUACGUUAGACAUGUCCUGAAAUGUGUGUUGAAUGGAUAAAUGUGUAAGUGAAGAUCAAAAUUUCAUAAAUUUGAACAAUCUAAAUUGUGACAUCAGAAUUGAAACAGAAUAUUUGAACAGAGAUAAGCAAGCUUUUAUAGCUUGUGUUGCUCUAUUACUUUGAAAAACACAUAGUAAAAGAAUAAAAAGUCCUGUCAGAGUUUAAUAAUGCAUCAAUAUCUAGUGAACAAAGGGAGUUCUGAUGCCUAAACUACUAUACAGGCUAUGUUGCUUUCAACUGAUUUAAAUUCCUGUUGUCUUCUAUUUUCCUGGGCAGUACAAAUGUUAACCAUAUUUUAUCCUUUAUUUUAAUAAAAUAAUGUGUUGACUUUAGGAAUUUUAGCAAUUGGAGUCCUUUGCACAGCCCUGUAGCGAGUGUUGAUAUUUCUGCCCACUCCACUAACUUUCUCAUUCCUCCUCCCCACCAAUACCUUCUAGUCCUUUAGAACAUCUCAGAAUCCAACUCAAAAUUUUAUCUUAAACAAAAAAAUUUUUUAAAGAGCUUUCAUUGUUUAGUUUUGAUCACUGAAAGUUUGUCUUUAAACAAAUUCAUCAAAAGAAAAAAAUGUCGGUUCUGCUUGCUUUUUCCCUGGGUCUUCAUCUUUGAGGCAUUUAAAUCGAUUUAUGCAAAAUGAAUUACUGAGUAUCUACUCUACUUCUUUAUAGAAGAUGACUCUUUCCUAGUUGAAGAAGGCUAUGCAAUGAAUCAGGGCCUUACUCCCUGUUAGCAUUGCUAAUCUGUAGGCGGGAGUAAGUUCCAGUAUGUGUUCCAGUAUUCAUGAAAAGGCACAGUGACCUACUUAUGGCAUGUUCUGAAUUAAUGUGUAUUAAAUGAGUGAAAAAUAGGUGAAUGAUUCAAUUAUUUUGGAGUCUUAAGUUAUACAUAUUUACGUAAUGUCUGCUUUGAUUGUGAUUAAUGAACUGAAUUUAUCCUACUCUAGUAUAGAUAAAAAGAAAACUGGAAUUAUGCAUAAAUUCAUGAUGCAUUCAUGACAUACGCAUUUUUUUCAUUUGAUAUUUACAAAUGUGUGUGCACUGAAUCUAGAAGGUCGGUUACAUGCUCAGUUUGUCAGUUGAGCUCUUUAUUGAGGAUAUAUCAUAUUACUACAUAAUAAUAACUGACAUUUGUUGAGCUCUUAGCAUGUGACAGGUGCUGAGCUAUAUGCUUCGAAACGUGUUCUCUCAUUUAAUCCCCACAUCAUCUUAUGCUCUAGGAACUCUUCUCAUAGACUCUUUUAUAGACGAGGAGACUAAAGCUUAGAGAGAUCAAGUGUUGGGAGCUGGCAUUGAAAUCCAAGGAGUCCUUCUCUAGAGUUUAGGUUUAACAACCAUGUUGAACGGCCUGGGCCUGCUACUUACAUGCUUCUUAAAAAAUGAGGCUAUUAUCUAUCAACUUUUUUUUUUCUAAUUUUACUCCUUUAGUUGGUCAGUUAAAUAAUCACUUCCAUAAUCUUAUUCUUAAAGCUCAUUGGACCUAUGCUAUGGCAUACUUAUGUCCUUGCAGUGGUGCUGGGGAAUCAACACACUUUUGAGAGUCUUUUUCCCCUCCCUGCUUUAAUUUUACUUCUCAGUAGCUAGUGUGACCAUAAAAUUUAUCAUCCAGAUGCUGAGAAUGAAAGAAGGUGCUAUUUCUGAUUUCACCAGGACAUCAGGCAGAAGUGGACUGCGUGGUCACACUUUUAGCCUGCAGAGGGGAGCUAAGUACUUUCCGGAUGCUCUAGCCUACAUAUAGCAGUAGCAUCUGUGGCAAGUUUAAACAAAAAACAGAAAUUCACUUUCAGGGAAAGAAUUACUUUUAGCAAAUGCCAGGUGUGUCUAACUAUAAAGAAGUGCCUAUAAUGAGACAAUUUAGUAAGCUUAAAGAUUUAUUACUUUCCAAAUGUAAUAUGAUUAUGAUUUAUUAUUCAAAAGUGUGAUUCAUAAAUUGUAAGAGAAGCUGGAAAAGAAAGUCAUGUUUUUCAUGGCCUGUGAAAUGAACUGGUCAGUUCUCUCAACUUGCUUAUCUUCUUGAUUAAUGUGUUGCAUUAAUAAUAUCUGUGUGAUUCUCAAUGAAUCAGGAAUGCCUGAUUAUGCUUUUGCAAUAAAAUUUACUUAGGAAAUU